CAGCGCGAGUGUUUUAGUACCGAGCGGAGAGGAGAUGCACACGGCACUCGAGUGAGCACGUGCUCGAAAGUGAAAUGGUGAUUGGUCAGUGACGAACUUCUGAAGAGAGAGUGAUUGGUCAGAGUCACCAUCUUGUGUGUGUGGAACGUUAAGGACCCUGUAUGCCAGCUUGAUAAUCUCAGCGGUAACUAUUUAUUUACACCAGGGUUUUCCAAGCAAGGAGACAAUGAGAGUUCACACACAUACCAGAUUCUGCUUUCUAUGCAUGCUGACCCUCCUAUUCCAUCAGUGCAGUCACUGUCAUGAAGGAGGGGACCACCAUCACCACAGGCACAGCCAUGGUGACCAUGAACAUGUUAACAGUGACCUGCAGAUUUCAGAGUCGUCCUGUGAAGGUUUGUCAGACCGGUUGGUGCACGGCAACCUUGGCGAGCCUGCAGAGGAGCAAAAUUACUACAUUCAGCAGUUGUUCUGUAGGUAUGGCAAGAAGGACCGUCUGGAUUUUAAAGGCUUUGAGAGUCUGCUGCUGAGUUUAGGGCUUGGCGAGGUGAAGGUUGUGGGACUGGAGCAUGAAGAUCUGGGACACGAUCAUGUGGCCCACUUAGAUAUUUUGGAAGUUCAGGAAGGCCUGCACUCUCAUUCCGCCAGUCAUCUUCAUCCUCAUCUUAAGCCCCAUAACACUCACCGACACUCCCACCAUGAGGAAGAAGAAAACACCCCUGCUGGGGAGCUACCCUGUAUUACCAGACGUGGCACUGGAGAUGGGAGCACCACUGACAGUGGAUCAGAAAACCAACAGCAUGAUCAUGAGAAAGAUGGUGAUCAUGAACACGGACACAUCCACAAACAUGACAUAGACAGUCCUCAGACUCAAGAUCAUGACCAUGACCAUGGUCAUGAUCACACACACUCACACACACACAGUCACGAACAGAACAGUAAUGUGACAAAGCAACUGAACCAUGACCAUCAUUACCAAAAGAUUAGUGAACAUACACAUGAAAAUAAUGACCUUAGUGAAGACCAUACGCAUGACCAAAACCACAGUGAACAUGGGGACAACACCCACCAUCAUCAUGAUCACCAUCAUCACAAGCACCCCCAUCCUCAUCUCCAGCACAGUCCAGACAAUGUGGACCACACCACGGUAACACCACAGCUAACACCCAGACCGAAAGUUGCAGCUCAUAAAUUCCAGCUUUCCACACCAACUGAUCUACCCACCACACAACCCAGAGGAAACAGGAGAACAUCGAAAGGCAGAAGCCAGCGGAACCGAAGCAAGACCACCAACACGGUUACUCAAACUGACGGCUCAUCUGAGCCUGAGAACAGCGGAGACGACCAUGAGCACACCAGCCAGAAUCACAGCUCCGGUCAGCUGCAGAGGGGGAGAAGAGAGGUGCCAGGAGAGAUCAUGAAUCCUACUGUAAAAUCACAUGUAUAUAGUGUGCUUCACCAACAUGAGGAGUGUCUGAAUUUAACGCAGCUGUUGCACCAGUAUGGACUGAGCUCAGAGUCUCUCAUCUCUCCAGUGCAGUUUACAUAUUUAUGUCCAGCACUGCUCUACCAGAUAGACAGACGCUACUGCAUCCUUCAUUACCAUCAUGUCGAGGCUAAUGCCCAAGAUACAGCAUCUUCAGGGUGGAUCUGGAUGUGGGGUUUUGUGUCUAUCACCAUCAUCAGUCUGCUGUCUCUACUGGGAGUGAUUCUGGUGCCCAUCCUUAACCAGUCCUGCUUCAAGUUUCUCUUGACCUUCCUGGUGGCUCUGGCUGUGGGCACCCUCAGCGGUGAUGCUUUAUUGCAUCUACUGCCUCAUUCUCAGGGGGGCCAUGAUCACAGUCAUGGAGGGCUCAUGGAGGAAGAACAUGAAGAGGAUCUUCUGACAAAGUUUGAUGGUGUUUGGAAAGGACUGACUGCACUAGCUGGAAUCUACCUCCUCUUCAUCAUCGAGCAUUGCAUUGGCAUGUUCAAACACUACAGUGACCAAAGGGGAGGACUCUGCCAGAAGAAGAAAAAAGGAGAACAGGCAAAGAUCGGGAGUAAAUUGUCAGACCACAAACUCAACAGGCGUUCAGAUGCUGAGUGGCUCCAUCUGAAACCUUUAACAGAGGGAGAAGGUAUGGCAUAUGAAGCUGGGCACAAUGACACUCAGAUAACAGAGCUGCAGCCUUUGGAUUCGUCCAGCAAUAUGCCGCUGGCCAUCUCUGAUUCCGAACACCCCUACAAGGGGGCAGUAAAAACAGCAGAGGACAGUGGGCCAAAGGCCAAGACAAAAAAGCAUGGACACGGACAUGGGCAUGGACACUCCCAUCAUGGGCACUGCCACUCUGACCAGGAGAUGAAAGAUGCAGGAAUCGCCAGCAUAGCAUGGAUGGUCAUCAUGGGAGAUGGCAUGCAUAAUUUUAGUGAUGGACUCGCCAUAGGUGCUGCUUUUAGUGCUAAUAUUACAGGAGGCAUCAGCACUUCAGUAGCUGUGUUCUGUCAUGAACUACCCCAUGAACUGGGAGACUUUGCUGUUUUAUUGAAGGCUGGAAUGUCAGUGAAGCAAGCUAUUGUGUACAACGUUCUCUCUGCUCUGAUGGCCUAUGCAGGCAUGGUGAUUGGUACAGCCGUGGGACAGUACACGUACAACGUCACCGGAUGGAUUUUCGCUGUUACCGCUGGCAUGUUUCUUUAUGUGGCAUUAGUGGACAUGUUGCCAGAGAUGCUUCAUGGUGACAGUGAAGAGCACAAGCGCUGUGAGAUGGGCCACUUCAUCCUGCAGAACUUUGGCUUGCUCACUGGGUUUGGCAUCAUGCUGCUUAUCGCCAUUUUUGAGGAUCACAUUGUGAUUGACUUUGGCUUCUAGCCGGAGACUGGGAUUGGGGGGAGGGGCAUCAUUCAUUACUACAAUCACACAUGUGCUUUGCCUUAAAGUGGCUUUGUUUUGUGAUGGAACAGUCAUGCAAGCAUGUCUCAAUAGACCGCAUCGGUGGCUUUCACUGGAAAUGGACACGUAGAGAAACUUAUAGCCAUAGAUGGAUCUCAGAAUGCUGGAGCUUUUUCUCUUAAUUAUUUUUUAUUUGAGUAUGUGUAGUCAAACUGACAAAUCCACCGUGCAUUUCUGAGAAGCACUCCUCAGUAUCUGGGUUGUCGCUUUUAAAGUGAUAUUUUACCCAAAAAUUUAAAUUCUCUUAUCGUUUACUUACCCUCAUGCCAUCCAUGAUAUGUAUGACUUUCUUUCCUUUGCAGAACACAAAUGAAGAUUUUCACAAACGAAGAAUAUCUCAGCUCUGUAGCUCCAUACAAUGCAAGUAAAUGGUGGCCAGAACUCUGAAGGUCCAAAUAUCAGCAGAAAAAAGUUAUAUUUUGGUCUGUUCUCACCCAAAACCGAUUGGAUCGCUUCAGAAGACAUUGAUUAAACCACUGGAGUCGUAUGGAUUACUGUUAUGAUGCCUUUGUGAUAUCUGGACCUGCAGAAUUCUGGCCACCAUUCACUUGCAUUGUGAGGACCAACAGAGCUGAGAUAUUCUUCUAAAAAUCUUCAGUUGUGUUCUGCAGAAGACAAAGUCACACACAUCUGGGAUGGCAUGAGGGUAAAUAAGAUUGUUUAAAUUUUUGGGUUAACUAUCCCUUUAAUAUUGAAGUAUUGUUUUAAGACGGUGUCCUAGAGAAAACCAUCCAUAGCAGCUGCCCAGUUCAACAGUCACCCAUUCAUUUGAUUGUUGAGCAUUGUGUCAUGUUUAGCUCUUUCAUUCAUUUGUAUUGUGUCUCUCAAUCCAUUUGUUGUAACUGACGUCUUGUGCCAUGUAUGUCUUGUGUGUCCACCAUUGCAGUGUCAAACACAAGUCACAGAGCUGUGUGCUAAAAUGGUGCAAUUGAGCCCAACUGGGGUGGGGGGUGGUAGGUAAUUUAUUAAGAGCUACAGGUCAACAUUGUAUAUCAGGACAAUUAAAACAAAAAUUCUGGUAACACUUUACAAUAAGGUUCCAUUCAUUAACAUUAGUAAAUGCAUUAGGGAUGAUGAACAAACAUUUAGAAAUUACAGCAUUUAUUAAUCUGAAUGAAAAUACAAUUGUUCAGUGUUAGUUCAUGUUAGUUCAUAGUGCAUUAACUAAUAUUAAAAAAUUAAACUUUUGAUUUUAAAAACUCAUUAGUGUAUGUUGAAAUUAACAUUUAACUAAGGUAAAUAAAUGCUUAGUAAGUAUUUUUCAUUGCUAGAUUGUUAACAAAUGGAACCUUAUUGUAAAGUGUUACCAAAUUUUCUUUGCUCUUUGCUUCAAGCAUUGACUACUUGUUUUUUUCAUUCACUCUAUAUAUACUGUUGAUAGUGAUGGGAGUAUCCUCAGUCUUAGAAUUUCAUUUGUUUACAUUUUCAUUUUCUGUUAAUAUUAUUGGCUACUAUUUUUUUGACCAAGUGUGAAUAUUUGAAGUAAAUUUAUGCAACAGUGUUAAGAUUAACCUCUGACACAGUGCUGCCAAAAGACAGAACACAUUCAGAAGGUCAACUGAACAAGACCAGUAUUAACUUUAAUGCUAAAACACUGUGAUACUUAAAUGAAGAACAACUAGAUAAGCAUAUCGGUACAUCAAGGACUAAAUCAGUCUACUUUUGAUUGAUAAUCAUGAUAUAGACUGUUUUCUGAAUUUAAAUACAGGUUAAUUAUACUGUAUAUCCAUAUGUUGUUGUAGAUAAUGACUAAACUUUUUAGUUUAUCUCGUACAUCAAGGUUACAGACAGUUAAUGAAAUUAAUAAUCAUUAUGUUCCCCAAAGGAAGUAUGUUUGCUACUAAUAUUUCUUAUUUCUGUUAACCAUGUUGGCAUUUUGAAACACCUUUGUAACUUUUUAAUUAUAUUACAUGUCUGGUAUUGCUGGAUAGUUUGUCCAAGAUACAGAAUUAUAAGAAAGUUAUUUUGUGAGUCAUCCGCAAGUUCAUACCUUUUUGACACCGACCAAAUAAAAAUGUUUGGAAAACCAUUCCUUAGUUCACUAUUAUGCCAUUUUUUCUUUUGACAAUCUAAAUGCUCUCAUUGUUGAUACCCUCUUGUUAUUGAAAUUUCAUCACACUUCAGUUAUAUGCCUUAUUUGAACUUGUAUAUGGUUCUGAUUACAAUCAAAUCUAUAUAGCAACUCUAUUGGUCCCCUUGUUGAUUUUUUUUUUUUUUUUUUUGAGUUCUGAUUGUGCCAGUUAUGGGCUGUGGUUCUGAAUUUGUGCACAAACACUGACUAUGCCCAUAGUCACCUCUACACAUUCCAUUGGCUGUAUUUGCUGCUUGAAUCCUCUACUCUCAAGAGUUUGUGGGGCAUGUUAUGUGAUUCAUGCUUAUCUUGUCACCAUGUGACAUCUAAUUGUUUGUUCUCUUGGGUGUGUAUUAUUAUUAAUUGCAUUUGUCAAAUGUACUUGAUUGGAUGAAAACAUGCAUGAGACAAAUGGAAGAAGCACAUUUUUUUUUUAACUUCGUUUAAUUUCUGUAAUGAAAUAGAGAGAUGAGAACUGUUUUUUUUUUUUUUUUUUUUUUGGCGUGGGGGGGGAGAAUCAAGUGAGCAAUCCUAAUUCCUUGUUUUUUGAGACUGGGUCUAAAUUCUGUUUAUCUGUAAAAUAAAGCUGUCCAUGUAGUUAAAAUGUUAUAUCUGAGAUGUUAAAAAUGGAGUGAAAGAAAUGUUUCUAGAGCUAAACUACAGUUGAAAUUAAACACAUUGGAGGAGUGUUGCAAAGAAAUAAACUAAAAUUAAAAAGGACCAUUCAGAUAUCAAGUCAAAAAUCCUUUUGUCUGCUUAACUUGGAUUUAGUGCAUCAUCAGUACGUGUCGCUGAUUGUCUGUGUUUCCUUUGUUAGAAGAAAAAAUAAAGUUAGCAAACAGUACAUUGUGUAUUUGAGGUUAUUAACAAUCUAUCGUCUAUAUCUUAUUUUUCUACUAAAUGUUUAUUGUAGAGACUGGAAAACUGCUUUUAGCAUUU
Molecule: messenger RNA, 5942 nt
Organism: Myxocyprinus asiaticus (Chinese sucker)
Lineage: Eukaryota; Metazoa; Chordata; Actinopteri; Cypriniformes; Catostomidae
Product: zinc transporter ZIP10-like
Exons: 12
Coding region: 227-2851 (874 amino acids)
Biological process (GO): positive regulation of B cell receptor signaling pathway; zinc ion import across plasma membrane; intracellular zinc ion homeostasis
Cellular component (GO): membrane
Molecular function (GO): zinc ion transmembrane transporter activity
Source: RefSeq, a predicted model, not a curated record